AUGGAAGACUUCUCCCAGUCCCGCGGGGACGACGACCUCUUCGACGACGAAAUCAUCCCCUUUGACAAUCCGCCCUCUCCAGAGAAAGUCACAGCUCGGCUCGAGCAAGUCUCGCUAGAACCCUCCUCCGCUUCCACUCCCAUUCCCGAUCCUCCUGUCGGGGCUGAAUCUUCACCGGCGUCUGAGCCCUCGCCAGUGAAACCAGCGACCCCGACCGAGCACCCGCUCCCGGGCUCCAAAUCGAGACAGAGAGGCAGAGGUGUCCAUGGAACUGGGCAAGGAGAAGCGGGUAGAAAGAUUGCUACUGGGCUGGAAGACUCGAAGUGGGCGGUGAAAGGCGCAGACGCUGGCCCGCCUGGCAGAGAUUCGAAGUCUACGCGGCCACCCGCGUCACGAGGUCAACAAAUUUCGGAAACAAGCACCAUACCCUCUGAGCCAAUACCUCAGCCGCAUGGUGAAGACUCAACAACAUCAGCGAGCACCGUCGCUCCUAGCAGCAUACCCACUGGCCCGUCAAACACUGCUAUCCGUACCCCCGCUGUGCGCGGGGACCGUCUCUCUACGGGCGGGAUCCGCCCUCCCAAACUCUCGGACGAAGAACUCACGGCCAAACUUGCCGCUGCAAAGGAACGGUCGCAGUCGCUUGCUGCCGCCCACGCGAGGGCCCAAGCGGACGCCGCAAACUUUGAAGAGCGAGAAAGACAAGCGAGGGAGAGGAGGGAGAGGGAUAUAAAAGACAGGAGAGUCAUGGAGGGGGAGAGGGAGAGGAACCGGCUUAGGAAGAUGGCAGGACAAUUAGGGCGGGAGUGGGAUCGGGACAAGGACGAGCAACAGGUCAAUGGGAGAGGAGGGAGGAGAGGGUAUUCUGGUCCCCCUCCAGGAGAAGAGGAUGAUCUGAAGAUGUAUGAGUGGCAUGAGGACCGGGGACGGGGGCGAGGGAGGGGAAGAGGCGGCAGAGGCGGUGCUGGAAGGGGUAGAGGUCGAGGCGGUCCCAGAAGAAGCGGGUUUGGCCAUAACGGCGACGGCCACGCUCACCAGCUGCAGCCAGACUGGUCUGUAGAAUCCGACUUCCCUUCUCUGCCUGGCUCCAAUACUUCUGUGAAAAAAGAGCCCGGUGUGGACAUGAAUACGACCCCAAAUCCCACCGCCCCCAAACCGAGUACGAGGCGCUGGGACUCGGCAGGUGGACAAGCCUCAGGCUCGGGCUCAGACUCGGGCUCGGGCCUGGCCGGAGGAGGAGGAGGAGGAGGAGGAGGAGGUAGUGGUGGUGGAGGAACCUGGGCCGAGCAAGUGGAAUCCAGCGAGCUCAAUGCGGAAAACGAGAACAAGCCGCGGAACUUCUGGUAG
Cladophialophora bantiana CBS 173.52 is the source of this 1347-nucleotide messenger RNA. RefSeq lists its product as uncharacterized. The transcript has a single exon. The record is from RefSeq and is a predicted model, not a curated record. Lineage: Eukaryota; Fungi; Ascomycota; Eurotiomycetes; Chaetothyriales; Herpotrichiellaceae. Bases 1 to 1347 code for a protein of 448 amino acids.